Molecule: messenger RNA, 1894 nt
Organism: Larimichthys crocea (large yellow croaker)
Lineage: Eukaryota; Metazoa; Chordata; Actinopteri; Sciaenidae
Product: T-box-containing protein TBX6L
Exons: 9
Coding region: 84-1223 (379 amino acids)
Biological process (GO): positive regulation of DNA-templated transcription; cell fate specification; regulation of transcription by RNA polymerase II
Cellular component (GO): chromatin; nucleus
Molecular function (GO): RNA polymerase II cis-regulatory region sequence-specific DNA binding; DNA-binding transcription factor activity, RNA polymerase II-specific
Source: RefSeq, a predicted model, not a curated record
AAACUUCAGUGUUAGAACACCAGAAAGCAGCACUUUGUCCCAGAACUUCUGCGUUGGUGGUGACGAUAGGAGGACACAGUAAAAUGGAACACAUCUCUGACCCCAAAUCAAAUCUGAGCAUGCCCCGGCCCACUCCAGUAGCUGACUCAUACCAGCAGGGCUGCAUCAGGAUGACCCUGGAGAAUGCUGAUCUCUGGAAGUCCUUUCACAGCAUUGGAACAGAGAUGAUUAUAACAAAGCAUGGAAGGAGGAUGUUUCCACACUGCAGCAUCUCUCUGUCUGGGCUCCAACCUUUUGCCAAUUAUGUCAUAAUGGUGGAUAUGGUCCCUGUAGACAGCUUCAAAUACAAGUGGAAAAAGGAGCAGUGGGAGGUCGCGGGGAAGGCAGAGCCCCAGCCCCCAUGUCGGACAUACAUGCACCCGGAUUCUCCUGCCCCAGGAAGUCAUUGGAUGAAGCAGUCGUUGUCUUUUCUCAAGAUGAAGCUCACUAACAACACUUUGGACCAGCACGGCCAUAUCAUCCUGCACUCUAUGCACCGCUACUACCCCAGGUUUCAUGUUACCCAGGCAGACAGUCCUUACACUGUCCGUUGGGGCCCAUUUCAAACCUUCUCCUUCCCAGAGACGACCUUCACUGCAGUGACUGCUUACCAAAACCCAAAGAUCACCAAAUUGAAGAUUGACCACAACCCCUUUGCCAAGGGAUUCAGGGAGGGAGGCACCCACUCGCACAGUAAAAGGUGUCGUCCAAAUAGAAGCCCUCCUGCUAAAAGAGUCGCACUGGACAGAAAAGCUCUCUGCAACAGUCCACCAGGCCUGCAGAGGAUGCCCUCCACCUCUCAGACAGUGGAGACAGAGAAGAAUCAGGCCUCCACACAGCAGUCAUUGAAGGCGGGUGACCUUUCAGCCUGGGCUCUGGAGCAGGACCCAUCUGAGAGUCUACAUGCUGAGCCCCUGGAGCGCCACGAGUAUGACUACAGCUGUGAGGAGCAGAUGGUGCCUGCAUCCAUGGCAUACCAACCCUACAGAUCUGCAGACUACGCCAGAUUUCCGAUGCAUCCCAAUGAUGCAGAUGCAGCGCUCACCACCGUCCAUCCUGCACCUCAUCCACUCGCCACAGCUGAACACAAUGCCCAACAGCACGGCUACUACCACCAUCCUCACCACCACAGCCAUGCGGCGGAUUGGAGCCAGUAUCCACUCUUCUCCUACUCCUGCUGGUGAACUUUGACCCCUUUCAAUGCUGACAUCAUUGAUGAAGGAUAAAACCACUAAAGCCUUGAAGGAAUGCUGUUAUUAUGAGUGGAACAGCAAAAGACUGACAGGCUACUUCAGUAGUUUGUGUUAAAAGUGUAUAAUUGUGUACAAAGUUUUUGUGAGUUUCACAGAACAGAACAUCAUAUUCAUCUGAAGUGCAUAUUUGUCUUUUUAUAUUCCUGAUCACGUCCGUGCUAGUUCAAUAUGUGUUUUGAGAUGCGAUACACAUAUUGUGCCAUAGUCGACUGGGAAAUAAACAAAAUUUAAUCUUAGGAGAUGAAAAGAUAUCCAUCUAUACUGAAACAGAGCUUCACUAAGACUGUGCCAUAUUGAGAUAUCAAGGGUUUUCUCCUUUUUGAAAAGCCUUGAAAGGUUUUCCUCUUAUAUUGAUUUUGUACUCCUUUUGCACUGGAAUUACUUAGAACACAAUAUUGUAUAAAACGGCUUUAAUACAUGACAAGAUGUACUUUUAUUCAACUCUAAACUGUGUGAAAAAUAUAGUUUUUAGAGUCAUGUCAGAUAAGUCAGACUGUGUCAGAAUCAAUAUCUGCAUCAAAACAGGACUAAAGUGUAUAUUGAUGUUUAGAUGCUAAGGAAAGUUUUAUCACAAUAAAUGGAGUUGAACAAUAAUGUGCAAA